AUGCGCAACUGGAAUACAAUACUUACAAGCUCUGGAAUAAGACUAGCAGAGGUUAUAUCAGGAGCGGGAUCUUCCAGGGCGUACUCACUGUACCUCCCCACUACUCUUAGUCAGAUAGCCAGUGAUUCCCAUGUCAAAAGUACUACAGAAGAUGGAUGCCGGCGCCACGUUGGUAGCGGAGGUGCCGUUCGGUGGAGUGUGAAGUUGAGGAGUCAGUCUGGCAGAGGCAGUCAACUUGCGUUAAGUCCUUCAGCAGCAGACCUUCAGGUAUGCUCACCUGUGGACCAGCAAGAGGCAGCGGCAAUGGUUGUCAGCGUCGACGGACUACUAGAGCGUUUGGGAACCAGGUACCAGCUCCUGGUGUUCCUCCUACUCGUAGCUUGCCUCAAACACGUUGCCCUGAAUCACAAUCUUCACUAUCACUACCUGACGACUCCGCCUCAUCACUGCAAGUUACCAGACGGAUGGAACGAAAACACGUCCUUACCAACAGUCCUCAUCAGCGCUCCCAAAGGACACGGGAAGCAGAGGGUAGGAUAUUCCAGAUGCGAGAUGUACAUAGAUCCCCAGAUGCACAGGAAAGGGACGAAGGCGUGUGUACAUGGGUACAUGUUCAGACUGCGUGAUGCCGAGUGGAGUAUCGUGGCUGAGUGGGGUCUUGUUUGCGACAGAAUAUGGAUCAAGCCAUGGGUGAUGACGUCAUACCAGAUCGGGCUCGUCAUUGGCGGACUCUUCCUGGGAUUUCUCUCAGACAGGUUUGGACGACGCAACCUCCUCCUUGUUUGUCUGACCGUGGUUAGUUGCUUAGGACUGGCUUUGCACUUCGUUCGAAGGUUGAUAGUGUUUCUUAGUCUUCGUUUCAUCCAGGCUUUCUUUGUUCAAGGCAUGUACGUCACCAGCUGGACGCUCGCCGCAGAGCUCUGGCCUCCAACAUGGCGCUGCAGAGCUCUUGUAGCUGCAAGCGUAUCCCGCCCUUUGGGCAUAGCCAUGGGCGCCCUCAUGUCUAUCUUCGUCCAGCACUGGAGGGCAGUGCAGCUAGCCGUCUCCCUGCCCCUGCUCAUCUCUCUCCUCUAUUGCUGGAAUAUCCCAGAGUCUCUACGAUGGCUACUCACGCGGGGGAAGACUCGGAGGGCGCGCCUCGUGUCCAGCCAGCUCGCCAGACACAACCACCUGGUCCUGCCGCCCACGGUCCACGCCCAGCUGGAGCACCUGGCCGCCCACGUGUACCAGGACGUGCCCUGGGGCAGCUUGGUGACCUUGUUCAAGACCCCGAGGCUUCGGAAGCACACUCUCAUCGUGGUCUUUGCUUGGUUCGCUGUAUCAAUGACCGACAGCCUCUUCCGGAAUGACCUCCCGGUCUUUGGAGACGACGAAGAAGAAGCCAGCGGAGCGGAGACCGAGCUUGGACGAGGGGAACUGGAUAAAGGAAGAAGACCAUUCCAGCGCUCCACCUCAGUCCUUGGAACCAGGAGCGACCUGGGGAUCCUCCUGAGCGCUGGAGUGGAAGGCGCUGCGGUGAUCUUGGCGGCUGUUCUGACGACUCAGUUGUACAGACGGGCUUACCUGGUCAUUCAUCUCAUGCUCACAGCAGCUGCUUCCAUUGUGGUGAUCUCGGUGACGCAGUUAGUGAAAGAGUCAUGGCUGGACGUCCAAGCACUGGCCACAUCCCUCAAGUUCGUCGCCAUGCUGAUCGCAGGCGGCGCCCGCGUCGCCGUGGGCGUAGUCAGCGUGGAGAUAGCGCCCACCACUGCCCGCGCGUCGGCUGUAGGUCUCUGCGCGGCCCACGCGGCGCUCGGCGAACUUCUGACACCUUUUUUAGUACUUGUUGCAAAGAUGAGUUAUUCAUCUGUUCCUUGGUUAAUAUCAGCAGCAGUCUGCCUAGUAGCAGCACUGCUUGCCCUGCUCCUCCCAGAAACCUCUGGCACUAGCCUUCCUGACGUAGUGGACGAAGCAGAAGUGGUGGGACUCUGUUCCAGAGGUGACGUCAUCAAGGCCUGUGACGUCGGGUAUGGAAGGAGUCCUUACUGGGUGGAAGUGGACGGCCUGAUCGUCAGCAGAAGUGUUUCUGAGGUGGGGACGGACGACAGCGACAAGUUCAAAAGCCUCCGUCUCAACCUGGAUUCGCAACUGGUGCCCAAAGAGUCCCAACACGGUGACAAGAAGCUUCCUAGACUGGCGCAUGGAGCAGGACCAUCGCAGCUUAUGGUGCUGCCGCACGUCAGUGACAGAAGGAGUCACUGCAGCUGUCGCCACUCGAGGUCUACGCUGUCCCUCGGCUCCACGUGCUCGCAGUGUUCCGUCAUUUCCCUUGUGGAUGUCAGCCGUGUCAAUGGAAACAACUCUGACACAACUGAUUCGAAUGAUUCUGAGGGACAGACUGAGAAUGUGGCGACAACCAGUGCCGAUCUUCACAUCAAAUCCAAUGCUUUUAAACAAGCGAAAAAAGACCAGAGGACUCUUCACACAGAAGACUCUCACUUUUCUAGCAGCAGUCCAGAAGUACAGGAGGAGAGAAUCAUUCCAAAGACAAAGGAUAUGACGCUCGUAUGCGAUGACAUUUUGGAAAGGAAUGUUUUGCUGACAGCUUUGCAAGGAAACACCUCUUCUACACCAAGCUACAGUGCUAUGGAAAGUGAUGUGAGCGUGUCCAUGUGUUCCUUACAGUUCAAACACAACAUGGGUUCAAAGAUUUCUGUUGGCAGGAAAAGAAAAACUGCUAGAGAUGGGUUGCCUUCUGUACCAAAAUUACCUUUAGCACCUCAGGCAGGGAGGCUGUUGCUUGAAAGGUUCAUGUUACGCAGUUCACAGUCACCUGAGGGGACAAGUGAAACUUCAUCUGACUCUGGACAUAACCUGAAGAAAAAAUCGGAGGACAAAAACGUAAGUGGUAAGAAGAAACUUUACUCACUGUUUGGUGGAAGCCGCGGGAAAGACAAUCCAUCAGGAAAAGAUAAAAAGAAUAGUAAAACAGCUACGGAAAAACAUUCACCAUCUGAGGGCAACAGUGACGAAUCUCUCCCAGACACCCUGGAUUCUCAGCUCGAUCUCGUUUCCACAGAACAGGAAAAGGCUCUCACAGUCAGUUUAAUCUCACCAGGAAACUUCAUGACCCACAACAAUCUCAGUUGCAGUUCAUCUUUGGAGUACGACGUGUCCAGAGGAGGCUCAGAGAUAAUCUCACAUGCUCUCCAAGACGAUACUAUACACAUGAAAGUGUUUGAAAUGGAUCUCGGAAGGGAUGAUGACGAUGCUGAACAGAUGAAUCAAGCUGUGAAAAUGUUCGACAGCAGUGAAGCAGAAUGCAGCAAGGCAGAACCAGAGACCGUGAGUGGAUGCCCUGCUGGGAGAGGUGUAACAGAUGAGCACAAAGGGGAAGCAGACGAGAAAAAGAGAAAAGCAAGCAAGAAGACUUCAAAACAAUCUCAUUCUAAGCUCCAUGGGUCUGAACAACUGGAAUUGGAUGGAUCAGGAAUUGCAGAGCAGUCCUACAUCUUGAAAGCUGUUGACGUUAGGGAUAUUGACAAAACAGAUCUAUAG
Molecule: messenger RNA, 3537 nt
Organism: Macrobrachium nipponense
Lineage: Eukaryota; Metazoa; Arthropoda; Malacostraca; Decapoda; Palaemonidae
Exons: 11
Coding region: 1-3537 (1178 amino acids)
Biological process (GO): transmembrane transport
Cellular component (GO): membrane
Molecular function (GO): transmembrane transporter activity
Source: RefSeq, a predicted model, not a curated record